This is a messenger RNA of Onychomys torridus (southern grasshopper mouse), 6880 nucleotides long. It is a transcript of the gene Kcng1, whose product is annotated as potassium voltage-gated channel modifier subfamily G member 1. Gene Ontology annotation, molecular function: delayed rectifier potassium channel activity; protein binding. Gene Ontology annotation, biological process: protein homooligomerization; regulation of delayed rectifier potassium channel activity; potassium ion transmembrane transport. Bases 369 to 1913 code for a protein of 514 amino acids. The record is from RefSeq and is a predicted model, not a curated record. Lineage: Eukaryota; Metazoa; Chordata; Mammalia; Rodentia; Cricetidae. Gene Ontology annotation, cellular component: voltage-gated potassium channel complex; membrane. The transcript has 4 exons.
ACCUCCCUUAGCUGCUGCCUUGCCGCGUUGCCGGCGCACUCGCAGCCCGGCGGACACCAGGAGGCGGAGGCGGGACAGCCUGGGGUCCGAGAGUGCAGUCUAGCGGCCCCAGGGCCAAAGUUUGCCAGCAGCCCCGGGAGGCCAAGCGGGCGCUACGUGUCGCCUGCAGCCCUCUCUCGCAUCCUCACCCGGGCAUUGCUGCAAGGGGGAUCGAGCUGCGGCCCGGCCAGCUCCGAGGCGGGGACGCCGCGACGGGAACUUAAGGAACUCCAGUCCAUAUGCAAAGAACAAUCUUAAACUUACAACUCUCUGACUCCCUCUCCCAAGUGCCAGGUUAUCAAGGCCCAAGAGGGAUGUGAAGCCCCAAAAUGACCCUGUUACCGGGAGACAACUCGGACUAUGACUACAGUGCCCUGAGCUGCACCUCAGACAGCUCCUUCCACCCAGCCUUUUUUCCACAGCGCCAGGCCAUCAAAGGUGUCUUCUACCGCAGGGCCCAGCGGUUGCACCCGCAGGACGACCUGCACCAGGGCAGCUCACUUGGGGACCGCAGGCGCCAGAUCAUCAUCAAUGUGGGUGGCAUCAAAUACUCGCUGCCUUGGACCACGCUGGAUGAGUUCCCGCUGACACGGCUGGGCCAGCUCAAAGCCUGCACCAACUUCGAUGACAUCCUGAGCGUGUGUGAUGACUAUGAUGUGACCUGCAAUGAGUUCUUCUUUGACCGCAACCCUGGAGCCUUCGGCACCAUCCUCACCUUCCUGCGGGCUGGCAAGCUGCGGCUGCUACGGGAGAUGUGCGCCCUGUCCUUCCAGGAGGAGCUGUUGUACUGGGGCAUCGCCGAGGACCACCUGGACGGCUGCUGCAAGCGCCGGUACCUGCAGAAAAUCGAGGAGUUUGCCGAGAUGAUGGAGCGGGAGGACGAGGAGGAACCGCUGGACAGCGAGGACCGAGACACUGAGGGUCCGUCCACCAGUGAGGGCCGCCUGGGCCGCUGUAUGAGGAGGCUGCGGGACAUGGUGGAGAGGCCACACUCAGGGCUGCCUGGCAAGGUGUUUGCCUGCCUGUCUGUUCUGUUUGUCACCGUCACCGCCGUCAACUUAUCUGUUAGCACCCUGCCCAGCCUGCGGGAGGAGGAAGAACAGGGUCAGUGUUCCCAGAUGUGUUACAACGUCUUUAUCGUGGAGUCGGUGUGCGUCGGUUGGUUCUCCCUUGAGUUCCUGCUACGGUUCAUCCAGGCGCCCAGCAAGUUCGCCUUCCUGCGGAGUCCACUGACCCUCAUCGACCUGGUGGCCAUCCUCCCGUACUAUGUCACACUGCUGGUGGAUGGCGCUGCCUCCAGCCGCCGCAAGCCAAGCACGGGGAACAGCUACCUGGACAAAGUCGGGCUGGUGCUGCGUGUGCUGCGGGCUCUGCGCAUCCUCUAUGUGAUGCGCCUGGCCCGGCACUCCCUGGGGCUGCAGACCCUGGGGCUCACAGCCCGUCGCUGCACGCGCGAGUUCGGGCUUCUGCUGCUCUUCCUGUGUGUGGCCAUUGCCCUCUUUGCGCCACUGCUCUACGUCAUCGAGAACGAAAUGGCUGACAGCCCCGAAUUCACCAGCAUCCCUGCCUGCUACUGGUGGGCCGUCAUCACCAUGACAACCGUGGGCUAUGGAGACAUGGUACCUAGGAGCACACCUGGCCAGGUGGUGGCUCUGAGCAGCAUCCUCAGUGGGAUCCUGCUCAUGGCCUUCCCUGUCACCUCCAUCUUCCACACUUUCUCACGCUCUUACCUGGAGCUCAAGCAGGAACAAGAAAGGGUGCUGAUCCGCAGGGCCCAGUACCUCAUCAAAACCAAGUCGCAGCUCAGUGGAAUGUCCCAGGACAGUGACAUCUUGUUUGGAAGUGCCUCUUCAGACACCAGGGAUAACAACUGAGGCCAGAAAACAUCCCUGCCCUGCCUGCCAGCUGCGGCUUCAUGCAACCACCGUCACCAUUGAAGCCUGGAGAAGGACGUUAGCACUUUCAAGUCCUGCCCUGGCCCGGGACUGGCCACAAGAAGGAUAUGAUCCACAUCACUGAGAGUCCCUGCCCUCCCUCAGAGCCCAGAAGUGAAAGGGAAGCGAGCUGAGGCCAGCACCUCACCCAACCCAGCCUCACAUGUGUUUCCCACCUUCAGGAGCCGACUGGCUCCUUUCCACAUGUAAAGAAGACAGCAGGCAGCCACACAUGACUUUAAUGCAUCCACUGGAAAGGGGAAAGCCCUCCACUAGGGCUCUGAGGAAGGAGCUGUGUCUCUAAGUGAAGCCAGCAGCAGGGUGGCAGAAGUGAAAGGGCCAUGUUGCUGGGGUCUCAGGGCUAGUGAGACCCCAGUGGGAUGGGAGAAAAGGGAACAGACAGACCCUUAGGGAGACCACCAUGAAUGCUGUGCUCCUACUGCUCCUGACUCCCAAGCCUGUCCUUCAUCCUUCUUCCUGCUCAUCCCCACCCUGUCUUCUUUCACUCCUUGUGACAGCCCCCUUUCCAGACUCCCCGCAUCCCGGUGAGGGGCACCAUAAGCCGGUCAGCUCUACUGACUUUAAAGGUGAAAUUGCUUCAUUUUAUGGCUUAAAAUAAGUGGGAUUUUAGCCUACUCCAAUUUAUUUUAAUAUUACAACAACAAAAAGGAGCACUUUAUACCCUUUACCAGAUCCUCAGUCUAAACCCACAGUGGGCCAGUGCUUCUUGCAGAUGCAGCCCUGGGAAGUCUUGGGAGUGUGUGGAACCUCCUCUGUGCCCACAAAGGGAGCUACUCCCUGCCUGGUCUCAAAAGCAUAGUUUGUGCACCAAGAGGGACCCCAGGCCAAGCUAGAAGACUCCAUCUCAGCUCACUGUGUCUGAGUCCUGGGUGUCUAGCACUGAGGGGAUGUCGAACAUGCACAUGUGCACAUGCACACACACUUGUCCCCAGCCUCACAGGUGAAACAGCUUCCCUGACUGCUUUAUCCCACAUCCCAGCUGCCUUCUCUCUGUUCAGCAUCAGAAAUUGCACAUUGAGACAUUUCUGGUUCUGACUGUGGACUGUGCAGCUCAAAUCCCUGCCUGUUGCCACAAUCUCCAGCUUUUCCCACACCUGAUUUUCACAUGAAAACAAACCUGACUCUGACUUCCCUCACAUUUGGUCCCAUCCUGUCCCAAUGCCUCAAUGUACCCAGGUGAGGUACUGUAAUGUAACCAGAGCCUGUCUCCAUGAGGGAGCUAAUGGCUGUCAACACCUGUCCAGACAGUCCUCUGGCCCCUCCCACACCUCCACACCUGUCCAGACAGUCCUCUGGCCCCUCCCACACCUCCACACCUGUCCACACCCUCAAGCCUCCCUUCAGACAUACCCAGCCCACCCCAUCUCGUCGUGGGCCUUCACUCCUGCAGGCCAUCUGCUGGAAUGCCCUCCCCAUGGAACACUGCAUGGCUAACUCAUUCCUUUCACUGCUUCCCUGUCCUGAGCACCACUCCUGCAGCUUCCGAUUGUCUCCUUUCUCUGCUGGAUCUUCACCAGCUGAAACUCAUUUCUCUGCUCCUGAGCUCUGGUUCGUCUCCUACAGGACCAGCUCAGUGCAUACUGGUAGGAACUCUCAAGUGGUUCCCUCCCUGCUGCCUCCCAGGACCUCGUGCAGGUUAGCACCUAAGAGGUGCUCAGAAAACAUUUUUGCAAAGCAGAAUAAAGGGGAAAUAGCAAAAAGGAACAGAGAUGGGAAUGUAUCCAUUACAGCUUAGACCUGUACUGUCCCUGACUAUCUAGAGCCAUACCACCCCAAAUGUGCCUGAUCUCAUGUGAAAUGUCACCCAGAAGCUCACAUGUCAAAGACUUGGUUCCCCAUACAGAGGUGGGACCUCUGGUAAUGGGGUCAUGAGGGCUCUGACCCCAUCAAUGGAUCAACCCAUGACAAAUCCACAGCUUGCCUGACCACGGGGAAGCAGAAGAAACUUAGAGGGGGUUGGGCCUGGUUGGAGGAAGUAGAUCAUCAGAGAUCUUCCCUUGAAGGUGUGUUGUUCCAGGUAACUUCCUCUUGGUUUUUCUCUGCUUCUGGUUCCAGUGAGGGGAGCAGCUGAGUUGCACAGCAUACCCCUAUUGGGAUGCUGCACCUUGAAGUGGGCCAGAAACAAUGGAGGCAAAUGACCAUGGACUGAGACCGGAAACCAAAGUAAACCUUCCCUCCUUUGAGCUGCUAUCCUCUGGUGUUUUGUCAUAGCAAUGGUAGCUGUCUGUCACCAAGUUUAUUUUUUAACACCAGAGCCUGGGUCCCUGGAGCACCCACACACACAUCUUCUCCUUACCUCACGGGAAGACAUAGCCAUCUCUGCACGGCAUACCCACAAGCAGGCAGAGUGGAAAUACCAUCCAAACCCCGAGGGCCUCCUUUAAAGCUCCUCUGACGCCUGCUUCAGUGACUCAGCUCUGCAAAGAAACUUUUCCUACUAAUUAGCAUCACCUUCCCUGACCCAGCAGAUGUCACAGCCCAGCCACUUCAGGGUGGCACCUCAGAGUGGUGGGAUGCUCUUUCCCCCUCAAAAGUGGCUGUGAGGAACAGUCUAUGAAUGCAUUAAGCAGAGUGUAGAGGGAGCCUUCUGAAGGCGGAGUGUGAAAAUAAAUGCCACUUGUUGGGGAGGGGACCCUCCAACUGAAAACAGGGCCUAGAGUGUGUGGAGAAGCUGUGGGGUCUGUGGCUGGAAUCUCUAACCUUACCUUGUAGGUUUAGCUCUGCCCUGGUAAGUAAGGCUGAAACAUAGAUUGGCCAUCACCCAGGACCUCACCUGGGGAUAAGAGGCUCCAGAUUCCACCAACAUAGCGAAGAGGACUCAGGCCCAAACUAAGAGACAGGGCACCUAGGACACCCAGCAAACUGUUCUAGAACGGAGGGUAAUCUCUAGGCCAGGCAUUUUGUCCUCAUAGGCAAGGACUCACUGUCCAUGGGCCAUCUGAGGCUGCAAGACAGUUGUGGUCAGACCCAGAGGAGAGAUGCAUUGGUCUGGUGUGACCUGGUGACCUUGCCUCACCUGGCCAGGCCCUGUGCCGACCCUGUUGGCCUUGUGUGAAAACCUUGGCUCUAGAACAAUUUAGGAGACUUGGCAGCGUCAGUCUGUAAGUCACAUGGCUGUCCCUCCCUAGGACCUGUCAGACACUUCAGAGUCACAGCAGACAGGAGCAGAAUCCCAGCCCUGCAUCGGAGUGGCCUGAAACCAAAGUGCGGUGACUGGGUACCUGUCUUUGACACCAAAGAGAGGGAAAAACCAGAAGACUCAGGUACCUCAACACUUCCAGUUUCAGAAUCCAAACCCUGCCAAACAUGUCAAGAUUUCACAUGAAAACAAACCUGACUCUGACCUCCCUCACACUUGGUCCCACCCUGUCUCAAUGCCUCAAUGUACCCAGGUGAGGCACUGUUACGUAACCAGAGCCUGUCUCCAUGAGGGAGCUAAUGGCUGUCAACACCUCAGUUGUGGGCACAGCAUCUGUCCACAUCCUUUUAGAAGGAUCAGGGAGCCAUCAGCAACACCCUCUGCUCAGCCAACCCUGGGGACCAAGGCCUGAUCUUUGUGAGGUCCACACAGUGAUAGGCAGAGAAGUCGUGAACACGCAAACUUGGCAGAAAAGACACUGACUGUGGGCAAUGCUGGUGACUUCGCAGAGAGUGACAGGGUGGGCGAGGCAGAACACAGCCCCUUAUGUGGAGGCCGGUGAAGAAGUCUGUGACCCCCGGCCACUCCAGAGGCCAAAGCAGAAGCAUUGUCUACCCAGUGCUUGCCUGGGCUCCAGGGGCCAUCCUGGGCAACUCUGGGAGAUUCUGUCUCCAAGUAAAAAGUGCAAAGAGGGUGGUGGGGUAGUAUUCAGGGACACAGCAUUCCUGAGGCCUUAUUACCUCAGGAAGGAUUUUUAAAUGUUUGUCCAGAGAGGGACUUGCAGAGGAGCCUGAUGACACUAAAUACAGAGAAUGGCGAUUCAAGCCGAGAGAAGGGCUGGCCGACACGUCCAGAGAUGCCAUUCCACCAGCCCUGCAGAGAGCUGAGGACAGACGCACACACUGCUGGACCACCUCAGGAACCCACUGUGCCGGCAUCGGGGCCUGGCCCCUGACUCCCUCGGCUGCCCCAUCUCGCCGUCUCCCUCAUGCCUCUUCAGCUGCCCUGCCUGCUUACAUCACCCUCUCCUGGCUCUGGGCUCCAGGUCCACCCCACCACCUCCCAGCUGAACCAGGUCUUCCUGGUUCUUCUUUCCUGCCCUCGGUCCUGCAGCCCAGGGACCCUGUCCGAUCUUUCACAUCUGCUCAGAACCCAGCCCUGCCUGGCACCUUCACCCCUGACUGUGGUACAAACACAAACACAAUAUCUCCGGGCAUUUCUUCCUUUUUGUCUUCACCAGCAUCACCAAAGACCAAGGGCAGUUGCUACUUCCUGGGUCUCAGUCCCUAGAGACAGUCGGUAUCCAACCCACCUCCAGAGCCCUGAUCCAACCACUUCCCGCAUGGGGUGACCACCCCAGCACACAGUUCCUGCGCCAUGUGCAUUAGAACCAGGAACCAGGCGGCAAGGGAUGGUCCCUGUGACCCAGAGACUGCUAAGGUUCCUCAAAUAAGCCAGUUCCGUAUCUGUCCACUCGCCCCCCCUCACCUGUCCUCCCUCACACAGAAGCCACAGGCCUCCUAGCCCCCUGGCAUCUCCCUGUGCUCCUCUCUUGGAGUGACAUGUUCUCUACCCUUGACAUGCAUGACAGGCUGAUGUACUGUCCUCACAUGCUUCAGUAAGGGUCAAGCCUUUACUCAUUUAUCUCGUGGUGGAACCCAUGGCCGCACACACGCUAGGCAGGGACUCUCUCUACCCCAAGCUUUGCUUCCAGACCUCUUUUUACUUUUCAUCUUCAGACAGUCCA